Molecule: messenger RNA, 1405 nt
Organism: Ochotona curzoniae (black-lipped pika)
Lineage: Eukaryota; Metazoa; Chordata; Mammalia; Lagomorpha; Ochotonidae
Gene: KPTN
Product: kaptin, actin binding protein
Exons: 12
Coding region: 6-1316 (436 amino acids)
Biological process (GO): cellular response to amino acid starvation; negative regulation of TORC1 signaling; actin filament organization
Cellular component (GO): lamellipodium; actin cytoskeleton; KICSTOR complex
Molecular function (GO): actin filament binding
Source: RefSeq, a predicted model, not a curated record
GCGUGAUGGGCGAAGCGGUCGUGGCCGCGGGGCCUUGCCCACUGCGCGAGGACAGCUUCACGCGCUUCUCGUCGCAGAGCAAUGUGUACGGACUGGCAGGCGGCGCCGGGGGCCGCGGGGAGCUGCUGGCCGCCACCCUUAAAGGCAAAGUGCUCGGCUUCCGCUACCAAGACCUCCGACAGAAAAUCCGGCCGGUGGCCAAGGAGCUGCAGUUCAACUACAUCCCCGUGGAUGCCGAGAUCGUCUCCAUUGACACCUUCAACAAGUCACCCCCAAAAAGGGGCCUGGUGGUGGGCAUCACCUUCAUCAAGGAUUCAGGGGACAAGGGCAGCCCCUUUCUUAACAUCUACUGCGACUACGAGCCGGGCUCUGAGUACAACCUCGACUCCAUCGCCCAGAGCUGUCUGAACCUGGAGCUGCAGUUCACUCCCUUCCAGCUGUGCCACGCUGAGGUUCAAGUCGGGGAUCAGCUGGAGACCGUGUUUCUCUUAAGUGGAAACGACCCGGCCAUUCAUCUGUACAAGGAGAACGAGGGGCUGCACCAGUUUGAGGAGCAGCCUGUGGAGAACCUCUUCCCCGAGCUCACGGACCUGACGAGCAGCGUCCUGUGGCUUGAUGUACGCAACCUGCCUGGCACCUCGCGGCGCCUCUCGGCCCUCGGCUGCCAGAGCGGCUAUGUCCGCGUGGCCCACGUGGACCAGCAGAGCCGAGAGGUCCUGCAGGCGUGGACAGUGCUGCAGGACGGCCCCGUGUCCCGAGUGAUCCUGUUCAGCCUCUCGCCGGGCCCUGAUGAGCCCGGGGAGUGGCCCCAGCAGGAGGAGCACAGCGUGUUGGUGGCCAGCAUGCUGGAGCCCGCCGUGGUGUACCGGGACCUGCUCCGCCAGGGUCUCGAGGACCAGCUGCUCCUGCCAGGCAGUGACCGGUUUGACAGCAUCCUUUGCGGCCUGGUCACCGACGUGGACUUGGACGGACAACCCGAAGUCCUAGUGGCCACCUACGGACAGGAGCUGCUCUGUUACAAGCACCGGGGCCCCGAGUCAGGGCUCCCCAAGGCUGAGCAGGGCUUCCACCUGCUGUGGCAACGGAGUUUCUCCAGCCCCCUGCUGGCCAUGGCGCACGUGGACCUGACAGGGGACGGGCUGCGGGAGCUGGCUGUGGUCUCCCUGAAGGGGGUGCACAUCCUGCAGCACAGCCUGAUCCAGGCCUCGGAGCUGGUCCUCGCACGACUGCGGCGUCGAGUGGAGCAGAGGAGACGUGGGUCGCAAGGCUCGGAGGACAGGCCGGGUCCAGGGCCUGCUGAGUCCCCAGCCUCCUGAUCAGCCCGCCCCUGCCCUUCGCUCCCCAGGCCUGGGGCAGGUCUCCCAGUCCUUGCCGUGAUUGGAGAAGAUAGAGGGACACUGCCCCU